Prosopis cineraria is the source of this 2076-nucleotide messenger RNA. Its product is annotated as protein SIEVE ELEMENT OCCLUSION C. The coding region runs from base 16 to 2076 and encodes 686 amino acids. NCBI's taxonomy places the organism in Eukaryota, Viridiplantae, Streptophyta, Magnoliopsida, Fabales, Fabaceae. Gene Ontology annotation, biological process: phloem development. The record is from RefSeq and is a predicted model, not a curated record. The transcript is spliced from 7 exons.
ACAAUUCAUUAAACCAUGAAUUUCCUUAAAAGCCAAUCUCUCUGCUCGCUUUCAAAUUCAAACAUACAGGAUGACAUUUUGAUGAAAAAGCUCCUCCUUACACAUGAUCCAGAUGGUCGUUGGCUGGAUUCUGAGACAAUGCUUCAUGCAGUGGGCAACAUCAUGUUUCAUGCUUCUACAACACAAGGGGUUCCGAGUUUACAUUUUACCUCCCUUUCGAAGGAUGAUAUAUACGAAAUUGAAUUGCUUGGUUGUGCCGAACCAGUUGGAAGCAUCAUCAGUAAAAUUUCAUGCAUGCAGAUAAUGUCCAAAUGCUCUGUGGAAGGAGACAUCAAUUCAAAAACCAUGGGUUUGUUCGACUUGUUAGGGAGCUACAGAUGGGAUGCUAAAGUUGUUCUCGUUAUUGCCGCUUUUGCUGCAAAAUAUGGUGAAUUCUGCGGACUCAUGCAGCUAUACCAAAGCAAUGCAUUGGCGGUUUCAGUUACGAGGCUUAAGCAGCUACCCGUGGACUUAAGGUCGCUGAAACCUCGACUUAAGGCAUUGAGCUUGUUGGUUAAGACCAUGAUGGAGGUGGCUAAGUGUAUCAUCAAGUUUGAAUCUCUUCCAAAUCUAUAUACAGAGCUGGGCAGUGACAUCCUCCAUGUAACAAAAUUCCAUAUUUACGUAGCUGUGUACUGGACCACCAGAAGUAUUUUUACUUGCUUUUCUCAAGUCGCAGAGUUCACAACCAAGAAACAUGAGCAAGUGUAUUCUGAUUCAACAAUACUUGCAGCCUGGGAGCUUUCAAGUCUGGCUUAUAGAUUAAGCAGCAUAUGCAACAUUCUCAAAGGGCAAGUGGAUUUGUGUCACCAAGAAAUAGGGAGAAACUUGCAUAACAGGCUACUGAGUCUCGCAGCUGAGGUCCAAAAUGAUAAUCAAGGAUUUCUCAGUUUAUUAUUUCCAGUGAAGGAUUACUUGCCACUUAAGGAUUGCUCAACCCAAGAAAAGAUUGGUGUGUCUGAAUUAAAAAAUAAGAUUGUUGUGUUGCUGAUCUCAAAAACAGAGCAGCUUACGCUGGAGGAAUCACUCUUGUUGGUUCAGCAAACAUAUGAUCAUCCUUUGAGUGAGAGAGACAGCUAUAAGAUCAUCUGGGUUCCCCUUCCAUCUUCUGAUGAGUGGACUGAUGCUGAAGAAACUCGUUUCAAUAUUCUAUCAGAAUUCUUGCCUUGGUAUACUGUUCGGAAGCCUAGGCUACUCAGCUUAGCAGUAGUGAAGUAUGUCAAAGAAGAGUGGAACUACAAGGAAGAGCCCCAAAUGGUAGUCCUAGAUUCAAAUGGAAAUGUUAUAAAUUCAAAUGCAAUUGAUAUGGUCAAAAUAUGGGGACCUCAAGCUUACCCCUUUUCGGCUUCAAAAGAGUCAGAGCUCUGGCAAGAUGAGAAUUUGACAAUGAGGCUACUGAUAGAUGAUAUCAACCUUUUGCUUGCUUAUUGGGUUGAGGAAGGCAAAGAUCUCUGCCUCUACGGGUGUGACAACUUGGGGUGGAUUCGAAAAUUCAAUGGUAAAAUAGAGGAGCUCAAACGACAAGGUCUGCAGCUGGAAACCGUAUAUGUUGCAACGAGCCAGUUAAGUGAACAUGUAAAAGAAAUAAUGGAAACACUUGCAAAUGAAUUUGAUCCCAGUAAUUUACUUCUAUUCACAAAAUUACAAUUCUUUUGGCUUCGACUGGAGAGCAUGAGAAGAUCAAAAGUCAGACUGGGAAAGACAAGUUCUGAUCAAGUGCUAGCAGAGUUGUCUGCGUUGUUAGACAUGAACGAGAAAAAUGAAGGUUGGGUGGUGAUUGGAAGAGGGAGUUCAAGUGACAUCACAAGGCUUCAAGGAAGGCAGAUAAUAGAAUGCCUGGAGAAAUAUGAAGAGUGGGGAGAUAAUGUGGAGGCAUUGGGAUUGGUGGGUGCCAUUAGGAAUUUCCUACAACCUCCACUAGUUGAAGGGCCUUGCAGCCACUCUUACUUGGUUCCCUCUUCUCAAGCUCAGGUUGGAGGAACUGUUGUUUGUGAUGUCUGCAAGCGAACAAUGAAGAAGUAUGUUGUCUACGUGUGA